Molecule: messenger RNA, 4657 nt
Organism: Monodelphis domestica (gray short-tailed opossum)
Lineage: Eukaryota; Metazoa; Chordata; Mammalia; Didelphimorphia; Didelphidae
Gene: KCTD15
Product: potassium channel tetramerization domain containing 15
Biological process (GO): protein homooligomerization
Molecular function (GO): protein binding
Source: RefSeq, a predicted model, not a curated record
GGGGGACUCGGGAGAAAGUAACUACAGGACGAGACCGAACCGACCCGAGGAGCCAAAAACCAGAGAAAAGAAGCGCGCCCAAGCGGCCCGGACACACGAGACCCCGAGCCGCGGGCGGGAGGAGGCGGGCGGGGGCCAGGGCCGGGGGGCCCGUGACCGCGCCGCCGCCGCCGCUGCCGCCGCGUCUCCCAUGUCCAAGGAGGGAAGAAGCAUGUCCCGACUCUCUCUCACACGGUCCCCAGUUUCUCCCCUGGCAGCUCAGGGAAUCCCGCUCCCAGCUCAGCUCACCAAGUCUAACGCUCCUGUACACAUCGACGUAGGGGGACACAUGUACACCAGCAGUCUGGCCACUCUCACCAAGUAUCCGGAUUCCAGGAUAAGUCGUCUAUUCAAUGGCACAGAGCCCAUCGUACUAGACAGUCUGAAGCAACAUUAUUUCAUUGACCGAGAUGGCGAAAUAUUCAGAUAUGUCCUUAGCUUCCUGCGGACAUCAAAACUUCUGCUGCCAGAUGACUUCAAGGACUUCAGCCUCCUGUAUGAAGAGGCGCGUUACUACCAGCUGCAGCCGAUGGUGAGGGAGCUGGACCGCUGGAAGCAGGAGCAGGAGCAGCAGCGCCGCGGCCAGGCGUGCGAAUGCCUCGUGGUUCGUGUGACACCUGACCUCGGCGAGCGCAUCGCCCUCAGUGGGGAGAAGGCACUUAUCGAGGAAGUCUUCCCAGAGACCGGGGAUGUCAUGUGCAACUCCGUCAAUGCCGGGUGGAACCAGGACCCCACACACGUCAUCCGCUUCCCGCUGAAUGGCUAUUGCCGGCUCAACUCCGUACAGGUCCUCGAGAGACUGUUUCAGAAGGGCUUUAGCGUGGCGGCCAGCUGUGGGGGAGGGGUGGAUUCCUCCCAGUUCAGUGAAUAUAUGCUGUGUCGGCAGGACAGAAGGCUUCAGCAGGCUCCGACCACGAUCCGGAUAAAGCAGGAGCCCCUGGACUAGGCCCCGCCGUCGCCAUCCCCGUGGAAGGCACCGAGGGGGUCAGAAAACAGUGUUAGCAACUUGGGUGUGGAGCUCCUUGGCCGGUCAGGGGUCUUCCUAAGAGGUGGUCACCCAGUCACUCCUCAUUGUAAAGCCCCGGAGCACGCCUGGCAGACGGACAGGAGGCUUUGUGGGGACGCCAUUGAAUGUGGUUUCUUCUCAGCAGUGGCGGCAUUGGACCUGACCGGCACUAACCCAGGGCUUGAGGGGUGCUCGACUGGGCUUUGGUGACAGGACAGUGUGGAAGAAGCUGGGCCGGCAGCCUUCCCAAAAUCCCCUCCCCCUCCCGAAGGCCCCAGGAGGGGGCCGAGGCCAGGGUGACGCCGCCAUGCCAGACGGUGCCUCAUCUGAGGCCUCGCGUCUUGCUGGACAUGCUCCACAUUUCCAUGUGUGUGUCUGAUGUCUGUGAUUGUUCAUGCUAGUAAAUGGCUUAUUUUUCUACGAUAUUUAAAAAUGAAAGUGGCUAUCUCUGCCGAGGUUGGAGAAACAGACAAGGACCAAUGCAUAUUUAUCUGGUGCUCAAUACUUUAAAAAAAAAAAAGGAAAUUGUCAGCGCGACUAAUCGCGGCCUAUUUUCAAAAGUAAGAUCCAUCUUGGGAACAGCCCCAGCCCAGGACAGGACCCCCCAAAUCAAGGCCAAAGUAUGGAAGCUUUCAUAUUAGCAAAACAGACCAAGGAAAAUGCCAGUCCUGUCUUGCCCACUACUCUUUUGUUCUGUGUGUAGGCAUCUUGGGUCCUGGUGCCCCUGCAGGUGGCAGAGCCGAGGGGUGGGGGUGGGGAGUCAGCACAUGCUCCGUCUUGAGCUCUAGGAGAAAAAGCCACCCUUUGUGCUCUUGUGCUGCAGGACAGGACCCAUCUUUGUUUCUCUUUCUCUGUUAAUUUAAAAGUAUUUUUGAAAUACUGACGGCGUGCUUGCCCUUCUGCUGUGUGUCUGUCUCUUUAGGGAAGGUCUCUCCCCAGCCCUUUCAUCUGGCCCCUACAAUGUUCCUUUAAUGAAAACAGUUAUCAUCUCUUCUGACUUAAGCAGCAGCUUCCGUAACUCAGGAGACAGCACUGUGUUUGCAGGUGCCAGCCUAUAAAUAGCGUUCUGUGAAAUCCUGCUCAUCGCUGUGUGGCGUGAUUGGGGGCCUCAGUCACUAAUUCGUGCACUAAUCACAAUUUAGUUUCUCCCACAUUAAUUUAUAGAAUCCUGUUGUAGACACUGAAUUUUAAUUAAACUGUUCUUAGACAAACUUGGUCAUUAAGGAGAGGGACGGAGCUCUUCUGGUGAUCUGGGGCCCCUCGGUCCAGAUGAUGAAUUCGACAGAAACGUAGACCCAGAACAGAAAUAAGUGAGCCCGGUGGGGCCUGUUCCCUCCUUUGUGCAAACAGGUACUGAGCCAGGCUUGUCUGGUGUUUGGGGGGCUGUAAAGCAAAGCUAGUCCUUCUUUGAUUUAAUAUAGUGUGACACUUUAUACGCUCACUGAUGGAAAAAGCUGACCCCAUCUUGCCGUAUCUGAACAGAUGGCACACCACUCAUCUUCCUCUGUAAGAUACCUGUAGAGUUGUAUAUUACGCAUUUAAUAUUGUAAAGAUCCUAAUGUAUAAUUGUUAUGUAUUCCUUACACAGUACUUCAUGCCAUAAACAUUUCUCUAAGGGACUGAAAUGCAGUCCUGAGGAUUGACCCUUGUCUCCCAUGUUCUGUCCCAGAGAGAAGUUUGGGUUGAAUUUCCUGGGAUCCGUUUGGUUUAACCAGAGAACUAACUGGCUUCGUCCAUUGGCCGGGGUGGGGUGGUGGGAAUUGUGUUCUUGGUGGUUCUUCCUAGGCCUGGGUGGGUGGGCACGCUUCAGUCUAGUUCCUCCAUUCCUGUCACACCCCUCUUUAUCUUGUGGUAACAGAGGUGCUAAACUCUAGUCUUGGUCCUAAAAGGAAACUGUAAGCGUUAAAGACAUCUCAUCAGUACCUCAUUUGGGAAAGGCAAAUGGAAACAAUAGGCAGAAAACUUUUUCAGGGUUUUUUUUUUUUAAGCUUAAGUUAAAAAUGUUUGGGUUUUGGUUUUCCUCUACUUCUUUCUAUUGGUGUUGACAGUAUUUUUGUGGCCCUACAGAGCAGUCGCUUAGAGCUCUGUGUGAAGGCCACAUCCUAAAGCCUCAUGGGCCCAGCCAGACCAGUGAGUUGGUACACACGUGCCGUGUGUAUGGUUUGGCCCAUAUCACCCCAACAUUUAGCUGCAAGCAGCCCUAACACAGAGGAAGAUGUAGGGAAGCAAUUACUCCGUUAGGAGAAGUACAUUUUUUUCCAAGGAAAAAUGUUUAAGCUAAGAUAUGGUCAUUUAGCUAGCAGUUCAGGUCAUUGAUUUUGAAUGUUUUUGUAUUUUUUUAUUUUUAAGAGGUUCUUUUUUUAUUAUUAUUUUAAAUCUCCAUCUUCCCUCCCUCCCCCAUCUCUUUCCUUUUCUAACAACAACGCCCACCAAAGCUAAUUUCCAUGUUUAUCAUAGCUAUGCUCAAUGAUAGCAACACAGACUGAAUUAGGAGUUUCUCUCCCUGCCUGUUAACACAAAAAACAGUAAGCCCCUCCAGAAAGGACAGUGUAGACAGGGGUGCUAUUCUGCAGAGCUCACAGUAAUUGGAAUUCUUCAGAAAAAUCUUAUUUGCUUAACAAAGCUGUUUGGAUUUUCUUUUUUUGCUCAACAACAAAACUCUGGUUUCCAUAUCUCCCAUCUCUUGGCCCCAGUGUCUGACAGAAGAAGGGAAUGGAGAACAUUAGGCCAUGCUUAUUUGGAUGGAAAGCUAUAGGAGAAGGCGGCACUGUGUGUCUUCCUUGACUUUUCUUGGCACCCAUGGUUGAUGGCUUUGUGAGACCAUAUCUGGCCUAGAAAAAGACUUAAGCACAACAGACCUUCAACAGCUAAAGAUUUGAGGAUUGUUAUUAUGUUGUGGUUACUGUCUUAAUAUUUUGAUGCAAAAAUGUUUCUGACCAGUCCAUAAAAUAACAAAAUGUGAUACAAAGUCAUACUCGAGAACAAAUUAACUGUACAUUACUGAAUGCAUUACUUUAGUAAACAGUUUUAUUUCUUUAUAAGUACAAAUAAGGAAGUAUGUUUUCACACAAAUUGAGGAACUUCUGAAUAAUGUACAGAAAUUGUCAAAAUAACAAUUCUAAUAAACACAAGGUCUUUGUAAACAAUAUGUACAAAUUAUCAAUACAUUUAAAACAUAUUUUUACACUUCCUGGUCUGAAUACCUUGUGAAUAAUCUUUUGGCUAUGUAGCAGCAAAUAUCAGUGGGUUUUUUUUUCCUGCUUUUCAUAAACUUGAAAAAAAAAGAAUUAUUCUUAUUUUAAAACCAUUAGACAAAGAGUUCUGUCUGUGCUUUUAUAAUUGUUCCCUCAAAAAGCUUUGCCUCCCAUAAAUGAGGCAUUAUCAAAACAAGGUCCAAAAGGUCAAAGGUCAUUGAGCAAAGGGACCCUACCACUACUCCUCCAGCAUCCCUGAAAGGGGGUGGUUGUUCUGCUCACCCAGGACUGAGGCCACCUCGUGUGAUGGCGACUUUAAAAGUCAAUGCACACAACUUUAAAAUCCAUCCUUAAACAGUUCUUUUGAAACCAGUAGCCUGUACUUCUCACAAUAAAUAAAAGAUAUUUUAUACCGAAA